AUGUCUUCACUCUCUCUUCUCAAGAAUGCCCUGAAUCAAGUCAAAAAUGAAAAGAAGGCACUGUUAACGGCUGCUGCUUCAUCGGAACCACAGCAAGAAAAUACCGAUCAUGCUAAUAAUAAUAACAAUUCAGCAUCCUCAUCAUCAAAACGAUGGGUGAAGAAGAGUGAAAUUGAGGAGUUGCGAUAUAAGAAAGUUUUAGAGGAGAGUAAAAAAGGAGUUAAAAGAAAGCAAGAGGUAUCCAUAAAUUCUGAAAAUAAUCGUGAUGGAGAAUCAACAAGUUUAGAUCCGAAUCAAAAGAAAACAAAAAUUGAUAAUGAUGAUGACGAUGAUAAUUUGGAAACAAUCCCAAGAAUUGAAGUAUUCAGAUUAUUGCGUUCCUAUGGAGAACCAAUAACGUUAUUCGGAGAGACAGAUAAACUCAGAUUAAAACGUUUGAAAAACAUUCAGACAACUUUAGGAGAAUUUAAAGGACAACAAAACGACUUUGCUAAAGCUUUGAAGGAACGAGAGCAAGAGGUGGCCGAUGAAGUCAAUACGAGUGGUAUCGAACACUCAUCCAAUGCCGAAAGCUCAACACGUCAAGAUGGUACUAAGAAGGAGAAAAUUAAAUACAAAGGUGUUCAUCACAAAAAAGAAUCAGAGGACGCUUAUGAGUUUGUAUUGAGAGUUUUAAAGAGAUUAAUGAAAGAAUGGCAAUAUUCCCUUGACGAAUUACCAGAGCAUGUUAAAAAGUCCUCUCAAGGAAAGCAUGACGCAACAAUUUUCAAACAAACCAAAACAUAUAUCAAACCCCUCUUUAAAUUGCUGAAAAAGAAACAAUUGUCAGACGAAAUUCUCAAGUUUUUAGAACCAAUUUGUACAUUUAUGGCGGAUAGAGAAUACGUAAAAGCAAAUGAUGUAUAUAUGGAGUUGGCUAUUGGAGAUCAGCCUUGGCCAAUUGGUGUAACCAUGGUUGGUAUCCACGCAAGAACUGCGCGUGAAAGAAUUGGUUCUGACAAAAUCAAACACAUUCUCAACGACGAAGAACAGCGAAGGUACGUCCAAAGCGUGAAGCGAUUGCUGACUCUGGCACAAAAACUUUAUCCAACUGUGCCAAGUAAGAUGGUCGAAUAA
This is a messenger RNA of Naegleria lovaniensis, 1116 nucleotides long. RefSeq lists its product as uncharacterized. Bases 1 to 1116 code for a protein of 371 amino acids. NCBI's taxonomy places the organism in Eukaryota, Heterolobosea, Eutetramitea, Acrasida, Naegleriidae. The transcript has a single exon. Gene Ontology annotation, biological process: RNA splicing; generation of catalytic spliceosome for second transesterification step. Gene Ontology annotation, cellular component: U5 snRNP; U2-type post-spliceosomal complex; U4/U6 x U5 tri-snRNP complex. The record is from RefSeq and is a predicted model, not a curated record.